This is a messenger RNA of Halteromyces radiatus, 3070 nucleotides long. RefSeq lists its product as uncharacterized. Bases 44 to 2719 code for a protein of 891 amino acids. The record is from RefSeq and is a predicted model, not a curated record. The transcript has 3 exons. NCBI's taxonomy places the organism in Eukaryota, Fungi, Mucoromycota, Mucoromycetes, Mucorales, Cunninghamellaceae. Gene Ontology annotation, molecular function: GTPase binding.
GUUUUACUGCCUCCUUUUUCUCCGUAUAUAUUUUAUUAUUAUUAUGUCUGAUAAUGAUGAUACCAUCAAAAUACAUCAUCCUUCAACUAUUGACUUAUCUAAUGGUUCAGGUCUUACUAUGAUUAAGGAACAUAACGAAGAAACAGAUGAAACUAUACGAAAACAAUAUGAAAAUAUGUCUUAUGAUGAAAUGACUCAACGACUAGCAGAAAGUUAUAAACAAUUAUCGGAUAUAUUGGGAACUCGUGAUAUCACUCCUUCUUCAACUUCAUCUGAUAAAACAAACUCAAUGGAUUUUCACUUUGAAGACGAUAUGGAUGACUUGAAUGAACAACAACUAUUAGAAAAUACUCAAUUAGAUGAUAAUACCAAACGUAUAAAAAUGUCUAAACUCUUUUGGCGUGCUGCUUCUUCUGGUGAUAUUGAUAAAGUACAACUUUUUCUUCAAGAUUCAAAAUAUAAACCUUUUAUCGAUAUUGAUGUGAAAGAUGAAGAUGGAACUACUCCUUUGAUUUAUGCUGCUUGUUUUGGAAAAAUGGAUAUUGCUCAAGCUCUCUUAUCAUCUGGUGCAAAAAUCGAUAUUCAGGAUUCAUUUGGAUGGUCAGCAUUGAUGUGGGCAACAAAUAAUAAUCAUGAACAUUUAGUCAAGAUAUUAUUGGAACAUGGUGCUUCCUCUCAAACAAAAUCAUCCAAAGGUCGAACAGUGUUUGAUUUUGUCAAUACUGAUAAUCAAAAGAUAGUAGAUAUUCUAGCAACCAAUCCAAGGGAUAGUAUAUCUUCAACAUCAAGUGUUUUUGGUCGAAAUGGUAGUAGUCUUUCUUCUUCAUCUUCUAAUGCUGGUGAUUAUGACUUUUAUUAUCAAUCAACUGUAGAAGGGUUCGAUAAUUUUAUGAAUGAAGAAGCAGAUAGACGCAAAAAACUAUUGGAAUCAGCAAUGGCUCUUGUUAGUGAUGACGAUACUAUGGAUAACCUUGACAAUACUAUCGAUGAUUCAAAUUUGGAUUUACAUAACAAUAUGGACGAUGAUGAUGAUGAUGAUGAUGAUAUCAGCAAUGAAUUUCAAUGGGACAAAUGCUUACCUCAUCAAAUGUUUGUAUUUAGUGCAGAUGAUUUACCUUAUAUUCUUGAUACUGUUAUCACCAAUAUUCAACUACCUAUGCGAUCACAACAUGAAAUAUGUGUACCAGCUAAUGUCAUUUUCCUCAGUGCUCGAUUCUCUCAUUAUUUUUCAACUGAUGAACUUGUAAAUCAAGUUUUGGAUGGAUCCCUUGAAAGAGUGGCCAAUGUUAUCAAGAAUAAUGCUCGAAACAUACAUAUACUCGCUUUUUGGAUAACCAAUCUUACACAAUUACUUCAUUAUCUGAAGAAAGAUACCGGUCUUGUCGUAGCUACAGCAAAACAACAACUUAACCUAUCAGAACUUAUCUCAGAAACCUAUAUGACGAUAAUCAAUGAUACUGAACGACGUAUUAACAAGAUUCUGGGUCCUGCCAUGUUGGAGCACGAUGAAAUCCCUGGUAUGGAUGAUGUCAAUUUUACUGAUGAUUGGCAUCGUUUCUUCCGUAGAAGUAGUCGACGAUCGGUGAUUGUACCUCCUGAUGGCGCCCUUGCUGUCCAGAUGAAACGCAAUAAAAGUACACCUAGUUCAAGUACCAAUACAAACAAUGGUAACGACAAUACCAGUAAUAUUGAAUCAAGUACAGACGGAUCUGGAAAAAUGGGUACUAUAUCACCUCAAUCGAUCACAAGUUUAUUAUCAUCUACUUUAUUCGUGUUACAAUCUUAUGAUGUCCAUCCAACUAUUAUCAUUCAAGCUUUAGCUCAAUUCUUCCAUUACUUAUCAUGUGAACUCUUCAACCGUAUUCUCACCAAUAAGAAACUUUUAUGUCGAUCCAAAGCUAUGCAAGUACGGAUGAAUUUAUCUCAAAUUGAAGAUUGGAUUUGCGCAAACAACAUGCCAGUUAGCCUUGGAUCUUAUUUGACACCAACAACACAACUCCUCCAACUUUUACAAUGUUUAACUCAAUUGACAGAUUUGGUUAGUUUUAUCAAUACUGUGAAAACAUUUGAUGUAUUGAAUGCCUUGCAAGUAAAACGUUGUGUAGUGAAUUACCGAUAUGAAGUUAAUGAACCUCGUCUACCUGAAGAAAUCGAAAAAUAUGCUAUGCAAUUAGCUGAAGAUACCAUUCGUCAUCGUCAAAAUCGUCACCAACAACAAAAAGAUACAAAAUCAACACCUGUGCCACGACGACGUCAUACAUCCAUGUCUAUGUCAAGGUCUCAGAGCAAUUCUAUGCAACGUAGCGAUUCACGACGUCGGGAGAGUAUGUCUCAUUUAGUGGGUUCUUUUAUGUCUAGCAUGGGGAUCACUACAUCAACAGAUUCAGCAUCACAACAACAACAAGAAGAAGAAAAAAAUUUACCUUCUUCACCUGUGGAUAAGACAACACCAAAGGCAAUAGAUAACAACAAUAAAAUCAAUACGGAACUGGAUAAUGAUGAUGAAAAGGAAAUCAAAGAAACAAAGGAUUCCAAGUUUAUGCUUCCCUUUUCUGUACCUACCUCUGCAACACAUGGAACAACAACAGCAACAACAACAUCGACAAAUGGCCAACAUUCAUCAUCCAAAUAUGAACAUACUGUGAAAGAACGUUCAUUGGUUCCCAUCAUUCCUGAGUCAUGGAUGAAUAUUCUUGACAAAGGUCAUACCAACCCUUAGAUAGUUCAUUCCUCCCUUUUUUUAUCUUCUCCCAUCUUCUUUUAUGUACAUUUUUUUUUUUUUUAUUUCCCUUUCAUCUAUUUUGUACACAAACACUAGUUUUUUUGUUUCCUUCUCCUCAUCAAACUUUUUUUUUUAUUAUUAUUACUUACCCCUGUAUGAUUUCCUUUAUGAUUCUCUUCUCUAUAUAUUCAUGAUCAACAAAAAUAACCCCUGUCUAAUAUACGAUGAUUAAAAAAAAAAAAAGAUAAUAUCCAUCUGUUCUAGUUGUCAUUCUUUUUCCAAAAUCGGAAAAGUAAAGUGAUCAUAUAUCAUCUUUCACAUUUACCAAUAAAAGCAAACCUUUCAUAG